This is a messenger RNA of Rhipicephalus sanguineus (brown dog tick), 9135 nucleotides long. RefSeq lists its product as uncharacterized. The record is from RefSeq and is a predicted model, not a curated record. Lineage: Eukaryota; Metazoa; Arthropoda; Arachnida; Ixodida; Ixodidae. Gene Ontology annotation, molecular function: protein binding. The transcript is spliced from 21 exons. Gene Ontology annotation, cellular component: cytoskeleton. The coding region runs from base 309 to 4790 and encodes 1493 amino acids.
UGUUGGUUGGCCGUGCUCUCGGCUGGUUGUUCGCUAGUUCGCUGGCCAUCCGUUUGUGCGUGUCCGUGUGUGUAUGUGUGUGAGUGCGCGUGUGACUUGUCAUGUCGAGGUGUCCAUUUGCCAACGGGAAAAAGUUUACCCCCGUGAAACAUUACGGCUGCCCGAUUGCGUGAAGGAACGGCUGCGCCCCCUUUGUCGAUGGCGCGCUCAGGACCUUGUCGGUGAGUUGCAUCUGGCAAUGAAGGGUCCCCUAGUGCCGCGUUGAUGGUGCAGCGAGGCAUCUGCUCCGGCGUGGCGGCGGUGACGUCAUGAAUGACGCCGCGGACGACGAAGGGGGCGCCGCCGUGGACGCGACCGCGCUCUACCUGGCCCAGCUGAACCAGCGCAUCCGGCGAGGAUGCACGGCCCACGUGGACGCGUCGGGCCGCAUUUACUACAUGAACCACGAGACGCGGACGUCAUCGUGGUUGCCCCCCGUGGACUCGUGGAGCUCGUCGUGUACGGGGCUGCCCUACGGCUGGGAGGCGGCCGUCGACAAGAGCGGCAGGACGUACUUCAUCAAUCACGUGAGCAAGACCACCACCUAUGAGGAUCCUCGUAAGGACUACGAGGAAGAGCCACCCCCGUCUCCAAGAGAAGUGGAGCUCUUCCGGGACUCGCAGCUUGGCUUUGGCUUUGUGGCCGGCAGUGAGAAGCCCGUUAUUGUGCGCUUCGUGACGGAAGGUGGCCCUAGCGAACACAAACUCCAGCCUGGGGAUCAGAUACUUGGCAUCAACGGUGAAGAUGUCAAGAAUGCGCCCCGGGAGCACGUGAUUGAGUUGGUCAAAUCAUGCAAGCUCUCUGUCAAGUUGGUCGUCUGUCAACCUCACGUGAACAAUACAACACGAAAGUCAGCCCUCCUAACUGCAGCAAAGAAAGCAAAGUUAAAGACAAAUCCCUCGAGGGUUCGCUUCGCGGAAGGUGUUGUCAUCAAUGGUUCACCUCUUUAUUCCCCAUCUACGUUCGAGUCCUGCGUUCCCUUUCUUCCCAAUGUUAUGAAAGUGUUUCUUGAAAAUGGUCAAACCAAGUCUUUCAAGUAUGACAGCUCGACCACCGUGCAGGACGUCCUCAACUCUCUCCAAGAGAAACUCUCUGUGAAAGCCAUGGAGCAUUUCGGCCUUGUAGUGGAACACAUUAAGUCAGUUCGUCGGAACAAGCUCACUCUCCUUGAUCCAAAGGACUCCCUGGCAAAGAUUGCAGCACGGCCUGGUGCUCACCACUUGCGGUGCUUGUUUCGAGUUGCCUUCGUGCCGCUUGAUGCGUAUGACCUGCUGCAAAAGGACCCUGUUGCCUUUGAGUACCUCUUCAUGCAGUGCUGCAAUGACAUGGUACAGGAGAGGUUUGCUCCCGAACUCAAAUAUGAUGUGGCCCUCAAGCUAGCCGCCUUGCAUAUCCACCUGCACGCUCUCAGCAGUGGCAUCCAGGGCAAGGUCACCAUCAAGUCAGUCGAGCGGGAGAGUGGACUCAAGCGGUUUGUGCCCGGCUCGCUGCUGGAGACGAUGAAGCGUAAAGAGCUGCGCAAGCUGCUGAGUCACUUCCUCAAGCAAAACCAGGCAACGCUGUGUGCCCCUGGACAGAAGCAGCUGACACCCCUGCAGGCCAAACUGCACUACCUCAAGGUCAUCAGUGAGCUCUCCAGCUACGGUGCCAAGGUGUUCGCCACCAGCACCAAGGACUCAAGCACGGAGACGGGGAUAAUGAUAAGCCCAAAGUUCGGAAUCAGCCAGAUCAACAAUGCGCGAGGAACAGUGCCUAUUCAACCUGUAACAUUGGCUCAAAUAGAAGAGGUGUCAUCCGUCACAGUCACAAGGGACGAUGACCUUGCCUGCCAUGUUGAGAUCAACAUCAAAGACCCAGACAAAGAGAAUCUCAAAUUUGGACUGGAUGACCAUGAAACAGCUGAGCUGGUGUUCAUCCUCAAGGGGUACCACAAACUGUUGGCAUCACGAGACCUUCCUGUUCACUGGGAGACGGAGGAUCCAUGGAAAGUCGAGACGGCACCAUGCUUCCACGGAACCCACAUUGUGUGCCCAACUCCCUGGAGUUAUACACCUUCGGAGGAGACUCCAAAUUGCCCAAUGGUGAAGAGCGUGGAUCUGGCCCUGCCGCCUCCAGCUUAUGUUCCUUGCGAGCUGCCUGACCGUGGCAUGUCGCGAAGCAGCUCGCGGGAGCAGUGCUCUCUGGUGGCCCUUUCCAACUCGGUGGACCACAACAUGAACGAGACGAGUCCUUUGCAGCCACUCAGCCCGAGCCGCGUCCUUCGCUCACCUGUGCUCGGUGCCAGCAAGAUGGAACAACGCUCCCUGCUGCUGACGUCCAAUGGCCACCAGCAGGCAUCAGACUCCGCGUCUUCCACAGCAGACGACGACUCCGAGGAGCGAUCGGUCAAGUUCGACAUCAUGGAUGAUGACGAUGAAGAGGAGGAGGAGGAGCCUGUUGUACUUGAAGUGAAGAACGAGGAGGUGCUGCGUCGGGUGUCAGAGAUGCGGCGGAUGGUAGCAGAUGCUGAGAGCUAUCUGUCUGACGGCAACCGGCCAGCAAAUCGGCCGCCACUUCCAGCCAAUGAGUCAACCAGCAGUGAAGAGCGUGAGGCAGGCGGCCCCACCAUCCGUGCGGCCGAUUCGCUCUUGCUGCUCACACAGCUGGAUGACGUGUCGGAAGCGCUCAACGAAGUUGCAGCUAUGGCUCCAGAUGAAGCUGCAAGUGAGUCAGACACGGACAGCUUCAGCACGCCAACGCAGAGCCCUCUCCACCGAACCUCGAGAUUGACUGCAACGACCGAGCCGUCGGCCCCGAACAAGCGUGGACGCAGCGGCUCCAGUUUCGGCCUUCACAGUCCGGACAUGUUGCCAGGAAUAGGAUCCGGAGACCGUGAUCUCCUCGAGUUGCUCAAGCAGCUGCAGUCAAAUCCAGACAUCCAGCUCCCAUUCGAUGAGGGAACGCUGUACUUGGACCCGGACAUUAUUGAUCUGACCAUGAUCCCGCCUCCGAUGACGCCUGAUGCAGAUGCCAUGGGGGAUGUCCCAGGCACGCUGGACGUGCCUCCAAUGCCUUUCUCAGAUCGUGGUUUCCCGGGUCAUCCUGCCUUGCCAAACUGCACACUGCAGGCUACUGACACCGACCAGGUUGACUCGGCACGAGUGGUGGCUGAAUUGGACGACCUCUGUGACGCACUGACCGAGAUGCGUGCUACAGGCAAUGAGCUGGGCUGCGAUGCCAUUUUUCAGCAGCUGGGCUGCCAAGAUCUGGAGAGCUUCAUCGCGAGUGUGACCGUGCCCCCGCCCCCAACGUUAUCGGAUGACAUGCCCCCGAUGCUGCUGCCAGACGGUGAUGACGACAUCGCCUCAUACAUCAUCCCACCACCACCUCCGAGCUGCGAUGAAGAGCAGAACGAAGUGCUGGCCCGCUUCGAGCGUGCCUCCGAGGACAUGCGCCGCUUCAUAGGCGGUGCCAGCACAGAAGCCAACAGUCCCGCCUUGGAGCCACCCGCAUUUGAAAGCCUGAAAGUGCUGUCGUACGGCAGCCUGCUCGAGCCUGCCAACCCACCUAGUCCCACGGUGAGAGAGCGGCGAGGCUCCGACGACAGCCACACAUACGAGAACUGCGAGCUUUCGAGAGGGUCGCAGGAAACGCACUCGGCCCCGCAAUCACUUCAGAACGGGCUUCACGAAUAUGAAGACGUGGCAUUUGGCAAACCGCGGGUGCCACCAAGGCUGCGGAGGGUGGCAGGUAGUGGUAGCAGUAGCUCUGAUUUGGCAGCAUCUGGGACGGCACCAAAGCGAGACCGUACGGGGAGCUGCGACAACAUCCAGGUUUCGGGAAGUUCGCUAACUCAGCGGCAAGUGGCUCGGUCACAUUCGUGGACGAAUCUCCAGGGUCCCGUGAGCCCAGGUUUAAGUAGGAAAGGAACAGCAGGGAAGCCUCCACUGCCUCCAGGCCUCUCCCUUGCACAGGAUCACACAAAGCAGCCACUUCUAGGUGGUACGGACCAGGCUGGCUUUGCACGCUCUGGAUCGGCCAGCCCUCACCCUUCUUCGAGUCCGCUGACCACACGCAGGGCAGGGUCACUUCGCUCCGGCUCCGUGGGCCGGGCUGGCGGCCGCCACUUGAGCAGCAGCUCACACGGGCGUUAUCACCAGCGCAGCAGCUCUCUCAACUCGGAAUCUAGCAGCGCUGCCUGCCUCCUAAAUGGGAUCAAUGGCUGCACCUGCUCUCCGCUCAGUUCGGGCAGCCCGUCUUCAGCCUGCCCCAGAUGCCAGGCUGCAGAAGACAACGGCAGCUCAAAGCAGUCCACGGCAGACUCUCCUUUCUCGCGCGCACAGGAGGAGGUUUGCGGAAUGGUGCUACGACUUGAAAACGCCCUCAAGGCCGGGGACGCUCGAGGUGACGUUGCUACCUCGGCUAGCGACAGGCAGGCCAGGGAGGCCCUGCUGGCCAAAUCGCGUCAGUUUGUGACUGCUUCCAAGGUGUUUGUGCGCAGUGCAAGCGAGAACUCUGAGCAAGUGACCGCGCAGCUGGCCGCGUGUAUGUCGCUGCUGGAUAGCAUGUGCGCAGCUGCUGAGCAGCUGGCCCUCUCCGGCCCUGCCUGGGCGUCCCUGGUCGAACAAGUCAAAGCAGUGGCGGUGGCAUACGCACGUGCCACCGGGGCGGUUGACGGUGCCACCGUGGGCUCACUCAUGCACCAAGCAACGGACCUGGCCUCUACACUGACGGCACUCAUGCGGACUCUUCGCUCACUGGACAGCUCCUAAUGUGGCCUCCCUUUUGUUUUUUGUUUUUUUGUUGUUGCCCUUUCUCUCGCAUGCCCGAGGCUGCUUUCUUCCUUCGCUCUCAGCUCGCUCGAAUGGCACCGAGCCGUUUGCACAUUGGGGCGCUCUCUCACAACUGCAUUUACGAUAGCCAUAGAAAAGCUGGAAGAAUGAUAAAGGUCGAAGGAGCAAAGAACUCUCGGCACCUGCUAACACGUCUGCACUGACCAAUGCUGCCCCCAACGUUUUCCUCUAGCAGUGAGGCAACGUUGCAACAGUGGUGCUACCACACUUCUGCUUUGAGCUUUCUUUUUUUUUUUUUUCCUUCGCAAGGCCCAUAGGGACCAAAAUAUAGUCCAUCAAUCAGCUCAUUUUGGUCUCCUGGUGCAAGCAGAUCUCGCUUGGGCAGACAAAGUGCACCUCCAUACAAGGUGUGCCGUGUUUCAUAAGAAAUACAGUAGUCAGCGGGCUUUACAAGAACAAGGUGCAGUUGUGGGUCACAAUGCUCAGGAAAGUCAUACGGUACGCUGUGCACAUUUGUGAGUCCAACGAUUGGCAUUGUGGGGGAGAACGCUCGGCGACAUAUUGUAUGCAGUUUGUUCUCACCACUGAGUUUUUGUUUUGGCAGCCUUGCUACAUUUUGUAAUGGACAAUAGUGAACCUAAAUACCCCACCAAACUUUUUGCAAUACUGUUGUAAACGACAGUGCGCAAGAAAAUGCUUUGUAAAGCGAAGUGGAUCAAUGUAUGGCUUAGAUUGAAGCCGCCAAGGAGUUUCACCAUUGGCGACUCGCAAAAUCGGUGCAGUUUCUGUGAUUCUGCAAAAUUGAUUAGCAUUCAGUGUGGGCCAAAUUUUGUGCAUGAUCAAGUUUUAACAGAGCCAUGCAGCAACGCUCGGACAAUGUCGGUUUGUGUAAAUUUUUUGAGAGGCUGUAGUAAAAAAAAGUUUGGCAGCAUGUCACUCUUUAACUCUUGAAGGCAAAUGCCUGCUGCACACUUGGUAAAGCAUUAAGCUAAAGAAUUGGGCACCAGACUUCCUGCAAGACAUAACAAGAUGCAAUCUGAGGGGCACUCAUGAAGUUCUCAGUCAUUUGCAUUGUUCCACCCCCACUGAAGCUUUCUGCACAUCAGGUGUCGCACUACCUCCGGGACCGGCCCACCAUUGACCACGCAAUGAUGCCAUGUGAUGACGUCACAAAUUUUUGCGACCUGUGACGUCGCAAGUUGACAUCAUCAAUGAUGUAGGUCUUCAUUCGCCUCCUGUAAUUCACUCAAGGGGCCGCUCAACAAGACACAAACAAGGUUUUUGCCGUACAAGCAUUUUUAGGGACAUCGCCUGUCAAUUGGAGCUGUGGAACUAGGUGUAGGCCGAGUAACCUUUAGAAAGACAACCAUUCCAUUAAUUUGUGUAUCACAUAAUUAGCAUAGGGAAAUACCAUACAAGCCGAUGCCUGACACAGCAGUGUGUGCAGCACAGAAGUUCAAAAGUGCAGCCUUUAUGCGACAUCCAAACUACCUACCAUUUCUUACAAUAAUUGCGAGCUUGUCCCCUUUUCUCUAUGCCGUAAUAUAUCUGUCGAGUGCAUCAGGAGUAAAAGAAGUGUCUUCUUCACGUUUCCUUGAAGAUACUAAGACAUUCACACCCUUCCCAACCUUAUUGGAUUAUUGACAGUUACUUUCACACACCACUGAACAUCAUAGGCAUGAACAAAGCGGGGGGGGGAGGGGCAUACAGGCCCCUCAAUUCCCUAUAGGGUCAGGAGGGAGGUGCAAAUUUGGCCUUGUAGGUUUCAUUACUUUGCAAGCAGCACAUGGGAACUCGUACGUCUCAGUGACAAUGAAGAGCCCCAAAAAUGUUUACUGUUUACAUGAGGGUGUUUACUGUAAUGUUUACUGUGCUUUACAACUGUGUUGGAUACCAGCUUAGGAAAGCGUGCAUUUCCUGCGUAUAUCAUUGCAACUGCAGUGAAGUACGUAAGUGGAAGUUCACAUCUGUAUUUUUUGUUUGUUUUAGGUAUUGAAACGGACACAAAAGGCAGCUAUGGGUACGGGGGAGGUUGGGGUUGUCAGGUUGCGAUUCCACCUCCAAUACAAGAAUGAGGAGCAUACAUUCCCGCACAACUUCCCAUGCCAAAAAUUUAGAUUUGCUCCAUUCAUUUCAGCCGAAGGCACCUCGCAUGAUCUACUAUCUCCACCAGAAACACUGAAAAUCUGCAGAGUGCCCUGCUUUGCUGUCAGGCAUGAUGCCGAGCGUUGCACUGUGAAAAUGUGAAAUUACCACUGAAAGCUUCAGUACAGCCUAGAGACAUGCCGAUCAAUGCUGCAGCUCUUACAUGUCCCUGCACCAUAAAGCUAACGCGCUUUCUAUUCGUCAGCGUGGUUGCGCCACAAAUGUUGGCCGACAUUUCCUGCUAUCCUUUGCAUGUGCUAUUGUUCUCUUUAUUUUCUGGUUGCUGUAAAAUUGUAGCAUUCAGCACAGGACUACAAGACAGGGAGAUUACAAAAGGGAACCAUAAAGGAUACUCAAGCUUUUAUCUCUUUUUUUUUUUUUGCAAGUAUAAUAAGAAUGGUAUGUCCAAGCUCUUUCUUUGCUUUACAGUCCACUAUUUCACAGAGUUGCCUUGAAAAAAAUGUGUCGGCCGACAUGCAUUCAUACACGUGUACAGUGUUGCAGAUACAGAAAGCAGGUCUGCCAACCUCGUACAAAGCUUUUCCGACAUGUUUCUAGCCAUGGUGGCCACGAGAUGAAAGGAAAAAGUGUCCCAGCGAAGCGAGUUGAGAAGGCUUUCAUAAGCGGACAAUUUCAGCUCCAAGAGCGCGCAGGCAGUACAUCUCGGUCGUGUCGAUAAUCAAGCCUUCCACUUUAUUCCUGACAUGUCGGUACAGCUCUAGCUCAUUCAGUUCAUUAAAACCAGCAGAGUACCAUUCAUUCAACUGACAGCAAAGUAACCAGAAAUGGCAAAUGUCUGAAUGUUGUAAUCAACAGAGAGUUGUAUAUACUGCUGCAAAUCCAGCGGCUGAUCACACCCCUCAUUGCAACACUUCCGUCAAUGAAUACCAUCAAUGAAUCUCUUGGAACUGCCGAUUUAUGGCUUACAAGGUUAAGCUGAACUACUGUCCCCACCUUGAGAGUAAGUGGAACAUUGCAAUUUGGGGAAACACAUGCAUAAACGGCUCAUAUGAGGAUGCAUGAUUCCAGUAUGUUUCACUAAUCUUAGUUUUCUUGCUGAGGCCUUUCAAUUAAACAUUGGAGCUAGCACACCCACUUUUGUUGUGGCUGUAUUAGUGAGGUCCAAUAUCCCCCGACACAGCAUUAAACAACUUUAUCGCUAUGUACAAGAAAAUAGGACCUUCUGUUUGAGGGAAACAACAUUGCAGAUACUAACAAACCAUCCAGCAGUACCCCGAACUCUUUUUACUGCUAAUCUCGUGUCCAUCAUGGCUGACAUUGCAAAAAAAAAAAGAUCUUACUAGAUGUUAUUUUCUCUCACAAAAAAAAAAAAAUAAAAGAAAAGUGCUCACGUAGAACAAAUAGUUCUGCUGGUAAACCAUCUCAGUGGAAUGUAUUGUUGAACACCCAAGUUUUUUUUGUUUGUGGCAGAAUUUCUAGAUAUAUUUGUUGUUAUCGUAGUUCUGCUGGCUCAUUUUCAAGAAACCUUGUUAUAACAGCGCAUUUAAACGGCAUUUUGCACCGCUAACGGAAGAGUUGUUCUUCCAGUGUGUUAUACACUUUUUUGUUUCUUUAUUCGUGGUAAGAUUUUUCUGACAAUGUGCAAUUUUAUAAACAUGGACCGAUGCCUGCGUUUCCGAGGGAGUUUUUGUGCAAGGCCAGCAAUACAUAACACCCAUCAGAGAAUCUCAAGUUUUCAGAAAACAAGUUUUUUUGAGAGAUUAUAUGAGCAAUGAUAAUUUUACAUUUUCAUUUAAGCCCUGGUCAAGGUGUGGGUUGUAGCAAUAAAGUGCAUUAUGAAGUGCUGGCUCGUCAUUGCAGUACAGCAUUGCGAAUGUUCCAAGGUAUAUCUCACGAUUACAAAGAGAGAGAUGUUGCUGUUGUAAUAAGAUGUAUUUUUCUCCUGUGUAGUUAUACGUUUGUUAGAGCUGUCAUUUGCAUGUACCAGAUAAAAUGGAACGAAAUAAGCCCAGGACCCUCGCACCACUUGAUGCGAGGACCAUGACACCAGCAUUUUUUUUUUAAACAAUGUUGUUGAAUGGAAGUUGCUCAUGUCAAUCCCACUUGUACAAUAACAAAAAAAGGAGCUGGGACACACGUACACAAAGAAAAAAAAAUGUGACAAAUAUGGAAGAUACAUUCAAGCUUUUUAUUUCAAUAAUAAAGACUUAAAAACAAA